ACUUCCCUUCCUUCCGAUUCUCUCUCUCUCUUUAUCUCUGUGCGACUGUCUUCUGGAAAGUGGAUUUGACGAGGCGACCAACCGUCCAGCGAAGAAGAGCUCAGCUCAGUUACUUCUUAUCGCAUUCUGUUGCUUGCAGAUAACCCUAUAAGAAUCCGCCUUCCAUGGAAAAGCAACUUCUGUGAAAAUAUCUGCCCCAAUAUGGAUUGGAUUGGGAAAUGGGACUGGGAAAACCUAGUCAUGUUUAAUCCAAACACCAUUGAUUGUCCUAGAAAAGGCCCAACGAACUGGGGAGUUGAGGACGAUGGUGAAAUUGAUGCAACAUCAUUUAAUCAAUCUGGUGGAGUUGGUUCAGGCUCAGAUUUUGGACAUGGCUCUUCAGAAAGAAGUUCAAUAUCAGUUUCAACUGAUUUUUCAACGAAGAAUGGAAUCAACGUAUCGAAGACAAUUCCUUCGGGUGAACCAAUCAUUGGUCUUAAACUUGGCAAGCGUACCUAUUUUGAAAACAAUUCCACAUGCAGCAAUGUGAAAAAUGCAUGCAUUUCCACUAUUAAUCCCGUUUCAUCUGUCUUGAACACGAAGAAAGUCAAAUCCUCUAGUCAGAGCAUCCCUUCCCCACGUUGUCAAGUUGAAGGUUGCAAUCUUGAUCUCUCAUCGGCUAAAGUCUAUCAUCGCAAGCAUAGGGUUUGUGAUGCUCAUUCAAAAUCCCCCAAGGUGGUUGUUGGUGGCCUAGAAUGUCGAUUUUGCCAACAAUGCAGUAGGUUCCAUGGCAUGUCCGAAUUUGAUGAAAAGAAGAGAAGUUGCCGCAGAAGGCUCUCUGAUCAUAAUGCGAGGCGUCGCAAACCACAUCAAGAAGCAAUCCAGUUCAGUUCAACCAGGGUAUCUGCUCCAUUUUUAGAUGGAGGACAUCAAAUUAGUUUUAUACUGGACAAUAGUCCUCCUCUUGUUCAAGAAAGAUCAUAUGAAAAUAUUUUAUGGGAAAACAGCUCCAAGUUUAUGUUAACAAAAGAAUUUCCAUGGAAAUCUGAAAGCAUGGAAGAAGAAGAUGGCUUCAUACAGCAGCAGCCAAUUUGGCAAGGGGGCACCCAGCUUCUAAGUAAUGAUCAGACUGUAAGAAGGCACUUACAAUCAUCCAAGGGCACCAGUUCAAUUAUGAGCUACCAAGGUCUGAAGAAAUCAACAUCCUCUACUACUGCUACCGACUUGGCUUCAUCAACAACAACAGACCUUCAUUGUGCUCUCUCUCUUCUGUCAACUAACUCUACUUGUCCGUACAAACCACCAACAUUUUCAUUGGACCGACAUCCUCCUUUACAUAGCAAUGUAGUGUUAGGGACAAACCAGUCUUUUCCUCCUAUGAAUGAGUAUUUGCAGCCUGCACCAGCUGAGGAUGUUCUUGAUCAACAGACAAACCAAUUCCUUAAACAAUCAGCACCAUAUUACACUCAUGACAUCUAUUCCAAUUUGUUUAACAAAUGAAAUUGGAUUCUUCAACUAUUUAUUUUGAUAAUUAAUCUCCUUCAAGUUUCAUUUUUAGUAGGAGAUACUAAGAAUUUGUCCUAAGUUUUACUUAUUGCUCUCAAAAUAAAUUGACAGGUUUCUUGCAUUUGGG
This is a messenger RNA of Impatiens glandulifera, 1612 nucleotides long. Its product is annotated as squamosa promoter-binding-like protein 12. Bases 202 to 1479 code for a protein of 425 amino acids. The record is from RefSeq and is a predicted model, not a curated record. The transcript is spliced from 5 exons. NCBI's taxonomy places the organism in Eukaryota, Viridiplantae, Streptophyta, Magnoliopsida, Ericales, Balsaminaceae. Gene Ontology annotation, molecular function: DNA binding. Gene Ontology annotation, cellular component: nucleus.